AAGGAGUGUUUCAGCGCCUACAAAAAGGAGACCAGGUGCUCCUUCAUUGUCAGGGACUGCGUCUCCGUCCGCUUCCAUAACCUCAACAACGGCACCUCUUUCCGCGAGGAUAUCCUGUGCCGCCUUUCCAGCCCCCUAGACCGUAGGAGGCUUCGCCCUUCGGGCGGCCGGUUCCGGCGUGAAGAUCCUUCCACAAGCUCUCAUUGGUGAUUUCUGGCCGAGCCCCCUGUAACCCUGGCAACAGCCCCGUCCUGGAGCUGCCAGUCCAGGAUUGGUCCGUAGCUCCCGAGCUCCACAGCGAGCUCCUUUGGUCUGAGUCAUUGAGAAGCUUGGCGUGGUGAUUGGCGAGGCUGGACGUCAGUCAGUCGGAGGCGGGCCCAGUGAGGAAAAAUGGCUGCCUCGUCUGCUCGUGCGUGAACGGUCUCUGCCGUGGAGGCGUGAAGCCGGGUCUCUGCGACUAGUGCAUGCAGCUUCCACCAAUGGAAGGCGGAUUUCGGCUCCGCUGGGCUUGAACACGAACCUCAGCCUUCCGCGUCCCCCACCCGGGCUCAGGCCCAUCCAAAACCGUCCCUAAAACUACAGUCUAGCUUCAAGCAUCAAAUUACGUGGCACCUGAGAAACGUGAUGCUUCCCUGAGGGCGAUCCUGCAGAGGAGGGAUCCUCGCCUGGGCCUUAGACACUUGCCAACACUCCACGGCCCUCACAAUGCUGAAUGGCCUACUUAUUAAGGACUCUAGCCCAUCUAUGCCACACCAGGUUAACAAGACUCCUCAGCUAGAUGCCUUCAACUACCAAAGCUGCUUCAUGCAAGACCUCUUUUCUCACUUCCCUGAGGUCUUAUUUAUACACCGGACCUAUAACCCAAGAGGCAAGGUGUUAUACACCUUCCUGGUAGAUGGACCCCGGGUCCAGGUUGAGGGUCCUCUUGCCCGAGCUGUGUACUUUGCCAUCCCUACCAAUGAAGAUGCCAGAGGCCUGGCCCAGAUGUUCCAGGUGUUCAAAAAGUUUAACCCAGCAUGGGAGAGAGUCAGUACCAUCCUGGUGGAUCCCCACUUCCUCCUGCUGCCCACCCUGACUAUGGAGUUCCCCACCGCUGAGGUCUUGCUCUCUGCCUUCCACAUCUGUAAGUUCCUCCAGGGUAAAUUCUAUCAGCUGUCCCUGGAGCAGCCUCUGCAAAGGCUGCUUCUGUCCUCCCUGCAGAGUACAAUGUGCUCAGCCACAGCUGGCAACCUGAGGAAGCUGUACACACUCCUGAAUAACUGCAUCCCCUCCAGCAGGCUGCCUGAGCUCCACUCACACUGGCUGCUCAAUGACCGCAUCUGGCUGGCCCACCGCUGGAGAAGCCGAGCCCAGAGCAACCGCUACUUCCAGAGUCUGGAGGUCACAGCCCACAUCCUCAGCCAGUGUUUUGGCACCACCCCACUUGAGAAACAAGGCAUGGCAUCUGUGUUCCGAUACAUGCAGCAGAACCCUUCAGACAAAGCAAGCCUAAGCCUGGCCGAGAGUCCUGACAGGCCCCAGGACAGUCACACUCCUUCAGAGGCUAGCCCUGGAAACCCCAACACCGAGCAGUGGGUGGAAGCCCGCAUCCAGCACUCCCUCAAUGCCAUCUGCACAGGGCCAGCUGCCCAGCUCUGCCUAGGUGAGCUCGCCGUAGUCCAGAAAUCCAUGCACCUCAUUGGCUCUGGCUCAGAAAGAAUGAGCAUCCAGAUUCUAGAGGACACGCACAAUGUCCAGCCCCAGGCCCCCGCCAGCUGCAGCUGCUACUUCAACCAAGCCUUCCACCUGCCCUGCCGCCACAUCCUAGCCAUGCUCAGUGCCCGCCAGCAGGUGCUCCAGCCCGACAUGCUGCAGGCUCAGUGGACCUCGGGCUGUGCCACCAGUCUAGACAGUAUCCUAGGCAGCAAGUGGAGUGCCAGCCUGGAUAAGCACCUGGCUGUGACUCUGCUCACUGAGGACGUGGGUCGGCUCCUACAGCACUGCAGCGAGGAGGAGUUCGAGCGUCGAUACAGUACCCUUCGGGAGCUAGCCGACAGCUGGAUUGGCCCUUACGAGCAGGUGCAGCUUUAACCACAUGCACACACCCGGUCCUAGGAACUGAGCCCAGAGGAGUACGAGUACAAGGCAGCCUCUGUUACUGCCUCUUUUUUUUUUUUUUUGGUCUUAUUCUGAGAUAGCCUCUUGCUAGGUUGCUCAGGCUACCCCGGAACUCACUCUGUAGACAGGCUGGCUUUGAACUUGUGAGCCUCCUAACUAACCUCUGAGUGAGUGGGAUUAUAGCCUGUGUCAGUAGGCCCAACUUCUGAUUAUAUCUGUGCUCUGAAAUGUUCACGCACGUAUGAACAUUCACACCCUCCCCUCGACACGCACCGCGCUUCCUUCAGAAGGCAUCUGCUCUGCUCCAGCCUCUUGGCGAGCAUGUGUCAGGCUCCAUAGAGCAGAAAUCAGGAACUCUUUUUCUGUUAAGGGCUCAGUAGUAAAGAUCAUAGGCUUUGAUGGCCAAAUACAGUCUCUGCUGUGCAUUCUAGCUUCAGCUUUGACAACUUUUCAUAAGGAAAAAUGAUUUGUAGUUUAAGAAAUUUCUGGAAGCAGGUGAUUCUUUAAGAGAAAUAGUGCAGGUGAUGAGACUGAAGGUUCUGUGUUGGUAACUUCGCAGUCAUGUGAUUCACCUGACACUGGCCUACUGAAGGUUCUGUGUUAGUAAUUUGUCAGUUAUAUGAUUCAGACACUGGCCCACUGAAGGUUCUAUGUUGGUAAUGCCUGCUCAGUCAUGUGAUUCACCUGACACUGGCCUACUGAAGGUUCUGUGUUAGUAAUUUGUCAGUUAUAUGAUUCACCUGACACUGGCCCACUGAAGGUUCUAUGUUGGUAAUGCCUGCUCAGUCAUGUGAUUCACCUGACACUGGCCCACUGAAGGUUCUGUGUUGGUAAUGCCUGCUCAGUCAUGUGAUUCACCUGACACUAGCCCUGGCCCCUUCCCACAAAGGCCGAGGCUACUUUGGUGGGGCUGCCAAGCUUCCCAGUUUUCCUGUCCCACCCUGGAAUCAAUAAAGUGAAUGUUGAGUCCCCA
Messenger RNA from Mastomys coucha (southern multimammate mouse), 3070 nucleotides. It is a transcript of the gene Zswim1, whose product is annotated as zinc finger SWIM-type containing 1. The transcript has 3 exons. The record is from RefSeq and is a predicted model, not a curated record. The coding region runs from base 706 to 2070 and encodes 454 amino acids. Gene Ontology annotation, molecular function: zinc ion binding. NCBI's taxonomy places the organism in Eukaryota, Metazoa, Chordata, Mammalia, Rodentia, Muridae.